Messenger RNA from Onychostoma macrolepis, 5270 nucleotides. It is a transcript of the gene adam17b, whose product is annotated as ADAM metallopeptidase domain 17b. Gene Ontology annotation, cellular component: plasma membrane. NCBI's taxonomy places the organism in Eukaryota, Metazoa, Chordata, Actinopteri, Cypriniformes, Cyprinidae. The transcript has 19 exons. Bases 526 to 3054 code for a protein of 842 amino acids. Gene Ontology annotation, biological process: membrane protein ectodomain proteolysis; Notch signaling pathway. The record is from RefSeq and is a predicted model, not a curated record. Gene Ontology annotation, molecular function: metalloendopeptidase activity.
AUAGGCAGCUCACUAGAUUUUGAACCACAGCCCGAGAGUUUAUCCUCUUACGUAACUCAUACCGCGUAUACACUGACUAAAACCUAUUUGAAAUGCCCCGUGUACUGUCACUCGUGAAUAUAAAAUCAGUCUCUUUAAAUCAGUCUUUUGAAAACGCCUUCAACACGAUCUCCAGAUAAAGUUAAGAGUGAUUUCCUGGCGCGCGGUGAAUCUGAUCCAUCCAUCCCACAUUAAAUACUUCCGGGUAUUUCACUACACUCCGAUGUUCGCAUGAUUUGGGUUUGAGUAAAUCUUUUUUCUUUAUAACUUAAAGCAACAUGGACGAGAGCGUCUUGAAGUGAGCAUUUUUUUGUUCUUCUUUGAUACUCAGUUGAUACUUUGUGGCUUUGUUUUAUCCAGCCAGAUGUGAGCGUGUACAUUUGUUUGGCCAUGUCCAGAUGUUGAUCUCAAGCAGAUUGGUAAUCCAUGGGAUUAAAUGCUGCUGCUGCUGUAUGAAGUACUGUGCUGUACAUUAAGGUACUCGCCAUGAAACGCAUCGUUUUCUUUCUGGCGUCUUUAUUCUUGACGGAGUGUUCAAGGAGACCCAUUAGGGAUGUUCUAGACAACGAGUACGGCCAGCUCAGCUCAUUGCUGUCGGACUUUGAUGUUCUUCAGCUGUCCAGUCUUCAACAGCAUUCGGUUCGUAAGCGAGACGUCCAGUCGCAAACACACGCAGAAAGACUUCUCGGUUUCACUGCAUUACAGAGGCAUUUCAGAUUGUACCUGACAACCAACACAGAGCUCUUCACUCAUGACUUUAAGGCCGUGGUGGUAGGAGAGAAUGGCGCUCAAGAGAUGUACGAGGUCCAGAGAGAAAACUUCUUCACAGGCCAUGUCAUUGGAGAGGAGAAUUCCAGAGUACAAGCACAUAUUGGUGACAAUGACUUCACUGCUCGUAUUCUUACUGAAGAAGCUGAAUACAACAUUGAGCCACUGUGGAGGUUUAUCGAAAACCCUCGUGACAAUCGGCUGCUCGUAUAUCGCUCAGAAGACAUCAGGAACGUGAGCCGGCUGGCGGCUCCAAAAGUGUGUGGCUACAUCAGAGCAGAUGCCAGUGAGAUGCUUCCAGAAAGUGUGCAAGCAGCCAGCCCACUAGAUGAAGAUGAAGAGGAGGAUAGGCAUCUAAGAGAGAGAAGGCAGACGCCGGACCACAGUAAGAACACCUGCCCUCUGCUGCUUGUGGCCGACUAUCGCUUUUUCAAACACAUGGGUCGUAGGGAGGAGAGCACCACCCUGAACUACCUGAUUGAGCUGAUUGAUCGUGUGGAUGACAUUUACCGUAAUACAUCGUGGGAUGAGGAGUAUAAAGGUUAUGGAGUUCAGAUUCAGCAGAUCAUAAUUAACAAGACACCCACACAAGUAAAGUCAGGUGCCCACUUCAACAUGAAAGGGACUCCUGUGAAGACCAAAGAUGUCUGGGACGUCAAGAAGCUCCUGGAGCAAUUUAGCAUUGACAUUGCAGACAAUGCAUCCGAGGUGUGCUUGGCUCAUCUCUUCACCUAUCAGGAUUUUGAUGAAGGCACACUUGGCUUGGCUUACGUGGCUCCUUCCAAACCAGGCUUUCCUGGAGGUCUUUGCUCUGAGAAGUGUCCACCCUCAGGAAACGACAACCGUGCUAUAUACCUCAACACUGGACUAACCAGCACCAAAAAUUACGGGAAAACCAUUCUUACCAAGGCAACGGACUUGGUUACUACCCACGAGCUUGGCCACAACUUUGGUGCUGUUCAUGACCCAGAUGAUGUGUCGUACUGUGCACCCAGAGAGGACCAGGGGGGCAAAUACGUAAUGUACCCCAUUGCGGUGAGCGGGGACCACUCUAACAAUAAAUUGUUUUCAAACUGCAGUAAGAUCUCCAUAGCAAAGAGACUGAGGGCCAAGGCCUCCACCUGCUUCAGGGAGAGGAACAGCAAUGUGUGUGGAAACUCACGGGUGGAGGACGGGGAGGAGUGUGACCCUGGACUGCUUCACCUCAACAGUGACCGCUGCUGCACGUCAGACUGCAAACUGCGGCCCAAUGUGCAGUGCAGUGACAGGAACAGUGCGUGCUGCAAAGACUGCAUAUUUGAGAAGCGGGGCAAGGUGUGUCAGGAGCCAAUGGAUGCCACUUGCAAGGGAAGAUCUUACUGUUCAGGACACAACAGUGAGUGCCCUCCUCCAGAGAACCUCCCCAAUGAGACCAUCUGUGUGGACAACGGCCGGUGUCUGAAGGGAGAGUGCAUCCCAUUCUGUGAAGCUGUGGAGAACCUGCAGUCGUGUGCUUGCAAUGAGACGAACAACUCUUGUAAGGUGUGCUGUAGGGACAAGAACGCUGUAUGUGCUCCUUAUGUCAGCGACAAGGGCAACCACCUCUAUCUGCGGAAAGGCAAACCUUGCACUGUGGGCUUUUGUGAUGGAGCGGGCAAAUGCAUGAAACAGGUCCAGGAUGUUAUUGAGAGGUUGUGGGAUUUCAUUGAGAAGCUGGACAUCAAUACUUUUGGGAAGUUCCUGGCUGAUAAUAUUGUUGGCUCAGUGGUGGUCUUCUCACUAAUUUUCUGGAUCCCUCUCAGCAUUCUGGUCCAUUGUGUGGAUAAGAAACUUGACCAGCAGUAUGAAUUGAACACAAAGUCACUCUUCUACCCCAGUAAUGCCGAGCUGCUGAGCAGUCUAGAAUCAGCUUCAGUGCGGAUCUUCAAACCACCCACAUCCUCAGGCUCCUCUGCAGUCCCACGCUUCCAGGUGUCUGGACCUCUGCAGACCAGCACACCACCUGUCUCCAUCUCUCAGGUGGCUCCAGCUCCAGCUCCAGCCCCAACCCUGUGUCCUCUCCCUACAAUAGAGCCCCAACGCAUGGCCACCAUCCAAGAAGAUCCCAGCUAUGAUUCCCACCUGGAUGAACUAGCCCUGGGAGAGGACUUCCUUACCUCUGGCUCGGUGUCACGUUCCUUUGAUGAUCUGACGGAGAACCGAGAGAACGCCAUGUCCUUCAGGGUAAAUAGACAUGCACGGAGUAACAGCAAGGAGACUGAAUGCUAAGUGUGUAAUUGUAUAAAAUGGGAAAAAAAGGAAAUUAAUGGGAAAAAGAAAUGUGACUAUGAAUGAUUGAAAAUGCUCAAAGCUGAGCAGAAUGAACAUUAAAUAAGCAUUGAACUACAAUGCGUGCUUACAGCUCCAGUAUUGAAAAUAACCAGAAUGCAGUAUGUUUUAAAGGGAUAGUUUACUCAAAAAUGACAUUUUUAUGAUUUAUGAUUUAAAGUUUUAUGACUUUCUAUCUUCUGUGGCGUUCUGAAGGAGAAAAUCCAAAUGUCUCGCUGGCCUUUAUACCAAGAAAUUCAUUAUACAUAAAGAUGCAAAAGCACCAUUGAAGUAUCUCAAAAGUGAUUCGUAAGACUUAAUGCACAAUAUUCCAAGUAUUUUUAAAAAUUAUGAUAGGAUUGUGUGAGGAACAGAAUUGUUUUCAGCUGUUAAAAUAGGUAUGAAAUCUAUUUUCUAAAAGCAUGUUAUUGAUAUCAUUGUUCCCUUUUUUUUAACCACCAUAUAAUUUGCUUUUGAAACACAUCUCUCCUGUUACAUAUGCUGGAUCAUUCAAGUAUGCGAUCAUUUAGUUGGCUUAAACCCUGCUGCUUUCUUAUAAUCAAUUGCAAGCUUGCAUUCAGAUCUGCCUCUAUCCUUUCAACAACCGAAGUCCCCAUCAUACUUUUUAUCUUUUCAAUCAUCUUUUUCACUCAAUCCCCCCAAAAAUCUGUUGCUAUUUCCCUUACAUUACCACUUCAACUGCUACAACCAGAUCAUUAAAUUGAGUUGAACUUCAGUCUGAUUCAUGAACAAAUCAUUUAGACUCAGAAUAGUGAUUCAUUCACUGCUGCUUCCUUCAUUGAAGAUUAUCAAUGACAAAUGACUUACAUUUUGGUCUGUUCCUCCACAAAGCAGUUGUAUAGCUUUAAAACACUAUUGCACAUGUUGGGCCGAUCACUUUCAUGCUACCUUUAAGGUGCUGAAAAAAAAGGACGUCAUUAGUUUUGGAAUGUCAUGAGGGUGGGUAAAUGAGGACAGAGUUUACAUUUUUGGGUGAACUAUCCCUUUAAGAGCGCUGGACUUUUAUAAAGAAACAGAAGGCACAAAUAAUUCAGUGACUAGGCAUUAGAUAGGAAUUUAAUGUUGUCAGUCCUGUUAGGAUUAUGCAGUAUACUGCACACAUAAUUACACACACACACACACCGACCGACCGGAUCUCAUCAGCGUUAUCUAAACAUGACCAGCAUCAUUGUUAAAGUUUAACUGCCCAGUACUAAGAUGUUUACAGGUCUUUUUUGUCUGAGAUUGAGCAGAUGCUUACAGAUCUUGAAAACUGUUAUAUUACAAAAAUACCUGUUAUAUUUGAGAUGUUUUUUUAUGUGUAUGUGCUCUGACACCAGCAAAUUUUAUAAUCUCUAUGGAACACAAUCUUGUGUUUUUGCUUUUUAUUGUUUGCAAGAGACAAUCUCAUAUUUUAGGGGCAUUUUAUAUUUUCAGAUAUUGUCUGUGAAAUUAUUAUUUUUUUCUUUAAUUUGUACUGUUCUUGAUUUAACUUAAACCGUUGUAUCAGCAGAUGUUAUACAUGUUUGGUAAAUGAGGUUUUGGCUCAUUGGCUUUAUAUGAAACACCAAAGUCAUUAGAUAAAAAAAUCAAAAGAGAGACUAUCAGGCUAAGUCUUUUCUGCAACACAAUGUUCAUGACUGUAUGCAAGAAUAUGUAUCUUGCAGCUGCUCCCAUAAGAAUGUACUGAUAAACACUGCUCUGAGAUCAGUAUCCAAAGUGCCUUGUAUUUGUUUUUUUUAUUUGUAUUGUGAAAUCGUAUUUUUCUCCAUGUGUUUUGUAAUAUAAUCUAUAGGAAAACUCAAAAAGGGAAUAUGACAAUAUGUCAUUUAUAGGUGGCAGAACAGUCUCCUUCUGAAUCUUAUUCAAAAAUGGGGAUGUAUUGGUAUUGGAGAAUACCAAGCAGACUAGUAAGUACUAGAUCUUAUUACGUGACCCAGCCCUGAAAAUGUACUUUGCUUUUAUUCUCUGGUGUCAAACCCUGUGAAAUCUUUUUUGAUGUUAAGAAAUGUGCCCAUAAAUACUCCGACUGCAUGGUUCCUCAGAAUGUUAUGAUGGGACAAGAGAGAAAGUAUUGAGUAUUAAGACAGUGUUUUGUAUCAGUGUGUUUAAUAUUUGUGUAACUUGGUAUAUUUUGAAAGCUUUCAUUUUUAAAUAAAGUGUCAGCUUUAAUGCGA